AUGUCACCAAAGGACCACUCUCCAAGCUGCAUGAACAGCCAGAAUGACCGUGAGAACCUGCCUCACCUCCUCUCAACCACUCAGACCCAUCUGCUAGGUCUCUUGCAGAAUGCUCGCACUCGUGACAUUUUGCCCUCCCCGAGCUCCCUCUCUCGUGGUGUGCAAUCGUUGCCUGUGCAUCUGCCACUUCACGGCCGAGGAUUGUCCCAGACCGUCGACCACCUCCUCCAGGACAUUGCACCAGCGAUAUCAUCCUCCAGCCUGUCGUCGCGAUACUUUGGAUUUGUAACGGGUGGCACUGCACCCGCCGCCCGGCUGGCCGAUUACCUUGUCACAACGCUUGAUGAAUCCACGGACGUGGAAAACCGCGCUCUUGUCAUGCUCGCCGAGCUCCUGCAUCUUGAUCAGAAGAAUGCAGAAGGUUCUCCGCUCUGGACAGGAUACUUCACCCCGGGAUCGUCAACGAGCAACCUGUACGGUGUCGCCUGCGGACGGGAAUACGUGCUGCAAGUCCGCGGCGCUCCUUCGCCUGGGGCCGUGGGAAUCCAGGCUGCAUGCGAGGCUGCAGGCGUCCGCCGAGUCCAGAUUCUGUGCAGCAUGGGCCAUCCGUCCAUCAUCAAGGCGGCCAGUUUGAUCGGGCUGGGCCGCGCCGCAGUGAAGCAGAUGGGCCGGCCCAGCUGCCCGUGGCAUCUGGACCUCGAGCGCGUGGAACAAGAGCUCCAACGUGCAGAGGCUGCCUCGAUUGUAUCUGUCUCCCUUGGGGAGGUGAACAGCGGCAAACUGGGUAUCACCGCUGCGGAAUUGCGGCGUCUCAGGGAGCUGUGUGAUUGCCAUCGGGCCUGGCUCCAUAUCGACGCAGCGUUUGGUGUCUUUAUCAAUGCCCUGCCCGACGGUCCCGAGUUUGCCUCGCUCAAGAGCAUUGUGAAACACAUCCAUAUAGCUGACUCGAUAACCGGCGAUGGCCACAAGCUGUUGAACGUGCCGUUCGACUGCGGGUUCUUCUACCUGCGCGAUCCCAUCCGGUUAAAGGAUAUCUUCAGCAUUCCCAAGACCGACUUUUCGGAGUUUGCCAUUCCCCCAGUGUAUUUUUCUCGUCCGGUCCCUGCGCCAGGCGGACCAGCGAAUCCAACCGAUGUCGGCAUCCAGAACGCCCGGCGGUUUCGCGCCCUCCCCGUCUACGCCAACCUGAUGGCCUACGGACGAGCCGGAUACGAGGACAUGCUCGUGCGCCAGACGCGGCUUGCCCGCGGGAUUGCCUCGUAUGUCUGGGACCAUCCCGCCUAUGAACUACUACCCCGUCUGCCAGACGCACAUAAGGCAGCGGCCUUGGAGUCCAUUUUCAUUUUGAUCCUAUUCCGUGCUGUAGAUCCUGCCCUGAACGAGAGCCUGUUGGUCCGGAUCAACGAGACCGGCAAGAUGUACGCGCAGGGGAUAGUCUGGGAGGGGAAACGGGCUGUCCGCUGCGCCAUUGCCAACUGGGCCGUCGAAGUCGACGAGGACUUGAGUAUUGUCACGGAGGUCCUUCGCAGCGUCGCGGCACAGUGGGACGCGGAACAAAUAUCGCAAAAACGAGAUGUAUACCCAGCAAGUCAGAGCACACUCUUCCACCGCUUCAUAUACAACCCCGUCCGCCCCGGCGUAUCCCUCUCCCUAAUCGCCGCCUUGAACCCUUCCCUCCGCGCCAUCUGCUGGAACUCAAUCCCCUCCGGCGAGUUCCGCGUAAUGCCAUCAAACACCGUCGCCAGAACCUGGCUGCUCCCCAGCCCGCCCUCAAUCGUCCCAUUAAGCACCUUCUUCUGCAUCCACAGCUGGCUCACCGGCACCGUCUUGAUCCGCUCCACGAGCAGCGCCACCGUCUCCUCCAGCUCCCCCGCCGGCACCGCCUUGAGCACCAACCCCAUCGCUGCCGCCUCCGUCCCACUGACCAGGUCCCCGGUGAAGAGCAUGCGCUUCGCCUUCUCCACGCCCACCCGGUACGCCCACAUCGCCGUCGUCGGACACCCCCACACCCGGCUGGGCGGGUACCCGAUGCGCGCGUCCUCCGCCAUGACGACCAGGUCGCACAGGAGCGCGAUGUCGCUGCCCCCCGCGACGGCUGCCCCGUGCACCUGCGCGAUGGUCGGCUUGUGGCUAUGGAACAGCUCCGAGAAGCACUCCGUGUUCUCUUUCAUCAUCAUGUAG
Molecule: messenger RNA, 2181 nt
Organism: Aspergillus terreus NIH2624
Lineage: Eukaryota; Fungi; Ascomycota; Eurotiomycetes; Eurotiales; Aspergillaceae
Product: pyridoxal phosphate-dependent decarboxylase family protein
Exons: 4
Coding region: 1-2181 (726 amino acids)
Biological process (GO): carboxylic acid metabolic process
Molecular function (GO): pyridoxal phosphate binding; carbon-carbon lyase activity
Source: RefSeq, a predicted model, not a curated record